AUGUUUUUCGACCUGACGCCAAACCAACCGCAACAGCAACCGCAACAGCAACAGCAACAGCAGCAAGGCCCUUAUCAACAUGGCCCGCUGCAAAUCAUGCCACACUUAUACCUGGGCGCCGAAGACAACGCUCUUGACCUUGAUCGCUUACGACGCCUUUCAAUCGAUUGCAUGCUCAACGUUGCAGAGGAAGUGGUGCACCCGCAGGAACGCCAAUUCGUCUCAUUUGAAAGCAUGUUUGAACGUCCUGCAAGCAGCAGCGUCAUGCCCUCCCCGUCACUUUCGCGCGCGUCGACCGCGAGCAGCAUUGCAUCCAGCCUUCACACAAUUACACCGCUCGAGCAGCACCCAUCCUCUCCGAGAUGGUUCGACAAACACGAGCAUACCCUGUUACUACCAGGGGCAAAGAAGCAGCGACAGGCAUCGGUUUCGUCAAUUGGCUCAGUUUGCGACUCGCUAUACAACACCAGCCAUGGCACUAGCACCAGCAACCGCUUGGCAACACUGAACACAUUAUGCGAAAAGCAAAACAUGGCAUACAAGAAGUUACCGUGGAAGCACAACCAAGAUAACCUCGUAAAUGAACUCGACGCAGCCAUCGCAGCCAUUGAUCGAGCACGUGACGCUGGACAUACCAUCCUUGUCCAUUGUCAAUGUGGCGUUGCUCGCUCAGCCACAGUCAUUAUCGCUUACAUCAUGAAGACCAUGAAACUCCCCAUGCAAGAGGCAUAUGACUAUGUCAAGGCGCAGGCGCCGGGCAUCAGUCCCAAUCUUGCUCUCCUCUAUCAAUUACGCGAAUAUGAGCAGAAAUUAUCGCACCUUCGUGAAACUCUCCGAUCUUCCUCUACCUCUCUCCGCCCAUCAACCUUGUGCGACAGGCCGUAUCACCAGCACCAACCUCAACCGACAACGCCGAAAACACCCUCAUCGCCUAAAAAGCCAUUGUUCCUGUUUCGAAAAUCGUCCCUUAGCUUGUCUUGGAAGCGUCGAAUGGGCAAGUUUAAACAAGACGACAAGGCCUCCGACUUUGAGGGUUGGUGGAAGUCAAAGAAGCAGCAAUCUUCAGUUUCAAGCCAAGGCAACAACGGAAGCAAAGUAACCUUACGGUGCUAG
Molecule: messenger RNA, 1113 nt
Organism: Zychaea mexicana
Lineage: Eukaryota; Fungi; Mucoromycota; Mucoromycetes; Mucorales; Lichtheimiaceae
Product: protein-tyrosine phosphatase-like protein
Exons: 2
Coding region: 1-1113 (370 amino acids)
Biological process (GO): protein dephosphorylation; negative regulation of MAPK cascade
Cellular component (GO): cytoplasm
Molecular function (GO): protein tyrosine/threonine phosphatase activity; MAP kinase tyrosine/serine/threonine phosphatase activity
Source: RefSeq, a predicted model, not a curated record